Messenger RNA from Lymnaea stagnalis (great pond snail), 22064 nucleotides. Lineage: Eukaryota; Metazoa; Mollusca; Gastropoda; Lymnaeidae. The record is from the annotation of a GenBank genome assembly.
UAUCUAUUGACUCAGAUGGUAGAAACUAGUGAACAAUUAACAGCUUAUUAUGAUUACUCAGGUCUUCCUCUGAUUAACUAUAAUAAUGCCUUUAUCAAUAUUCAUCCGAGUUUAAUGUAAACAAUUCUUUACUAACAGGAAGAAGGCUUACAUUAUUUGGUCAUUGAAAUAAACAUGACAACGACUAAAAAAGCCUGGAAGCUCCGUAAGUUUUUAGUUUUUGUCAACAAGUUCAAAAUUGUGGUUGAAACUUUGGUAAAUGAAGAAAAUGCAGACACUUAUUGGUGUCAUGUUGUAUCACACGGCCGCCUUCUUGGUUGCCACGACCCGUGAACUUUUUUAAUUCACUGAACCGAACCCUAAAUGUAUCCCUAAGCCUAAGCCUAAUAAUGGGUGACUGCAUUAGCUGAAACUUUUACUACUUAUUACUUAGUCUUAGUCCUUAGUCUACUAAAAACUACUCCAAUAAUAAAUGCAGUAUUCUUAAUAUUAUAAAAUUUAAAAAAGUUAAAAUGUUGGCCUAAUUGAUUUUGUACCUCGGAUGUCUAUAUGACAACAACUACAAUGAUGCAACUCUAUUGAAUUGAUUCCUUGGCCUUCAUGCAAUGCACUUAUCGGUAAAUUUGGAGAGAUGUCGCCACAUGGCCACCACCUUGGUUGACACGACCAGUUAAUUCUGUCAAUAAACCUAAAAUAAAUGUAUCCCUAAACCUAACCUGAACCCUAAUUCACUGCAACAAUAAUAAACAUGCAAAUGACAUCAUGGUGACAUCUCACCCAAUUAGCCCAAUUAUUAUUAUCGUUAAUGUACAGUUAGAGGCAUGGGCUUUCCAAGAGUUGUCUCACCCUAAAUCUAAGCUUAAGAUGACAAGAUCAGCAGUUGGACCUAAAUGAAGAGAAUGAUAACUUUCCUGUUCUUCACUGACUAUUAUAAGCGUUAAAGACAUAAUGUCAUGUGAUGAUUGAUACAGUUAAAAUGAAAUGAUUUAAAAUUUAAUUUUCCAUUAAGUUUUUUGUACUAAACUUCAACUAACAAGAUUCAAGAGAAUUAAUCCUUGCUGAUACUCCAAGAUAAACACCAGAAAAAAUAUGUGCGCAUGGUUAAAAUAAUAAAAGUGCUUUUUUUUUUUUAUAGGUUGAAAAUGAAAUGCUUGUAUGCUAUGCUAUUCAUUUAAAUAAUGUCGCAAUUAAACGUUUCAAGACAAAAAUAAAAAUAUGAGGAAAAAAACUUAUUGCAUAAACACAGAGCUCAAAUUUGAAAUCUUUUAAUUUUAAGAAAUGGAACUAUUGCUAGUAGUUGACCCUGAGGAACCUCUUUGACCUAUUUACCAUGGAAAAGAUCGCAUUUUAGCCCAGUUCUCACUACUUUUCCCAGUAUACUGCUUCAGUGACUUCACUACAUUACAUAACUGUGACACACACUAACAAUGACUAUCUUAUACUAUAAAAUAUCAUGGGAGUCAUUGUGAGUUAGAAUAGCUGAGUAGUGAAGACUGAGGAUUGCUUUAAAUUACUCUAAGUGAAUUAAUAACUGUGGACAACCCUUUUUGAGUGAGGAGUCUUUUCUAUAAAUUGUCUGCUAAGAAUAUAUUUGAAGAGUGGGCGGGGUGGAUUGUAUAAAAAUCAUUCCUAUAGAUGGUGAUAACAAGAGCUCCAAUCCUUGUAUUCAGGAGCUGUGUGUUGCAGAUCACUGAACUAGCCAUCAAACAAGUGUUCUUUUUCAAUCCCUCGGUGUAUAGUAAUUAGUAUUAGUAUUGGCACAAAGAAAUAGGCCCAUGUUUUAACAAAUUAAACUGGGUUACUUUGUCUGAUCAGUAUCAGUCUUACUCAUAUUUCUGGGCUGCUAAUAAGUUAUUAUUUAAUAUUGAAAUAGUCAAUUUAAAAAAAAAUGAAAUUGUUUUUUCUCACUGGGAAUUUAUGUAUUUUUAUUUGUUAAAAUUUGUCUUACUUCUACUAAGGACAUUAAAAUGUGUAUGCUCUCUUUCAUUUAUGAUAAACGGGACAAUAAAGAAUCUAUAUCCUCAUUCAGUUUUUGCUAAUUUCUUGUUUGACUUCUCCUUUAGAGGACUUCACUGCUCACACUGCAGAUGUAAAAUGCCUUGGCUUGGGCCACAAGUCAGGGCGGGUGAUGGUGACUGGUGGGGAAGAUCGCAAAGUUAACUUAUGGUCGGUGGGCAAACCACACUGCAUCAUGGUAUGUAUAUUUCAAAAAACAUGUAAAAAAAAAAAGUAAUCAUCAAAAAAUAUCUGUAACUGUUUAGAAUCUAUCAAAUUGUUGUAAAAUUUGACAUGUUUUUUGUUAUGGGUUACCAAUGUUUAAAUUUUGAGUUCUAAAUUCAUGAUAGUUUUAAUAUUUUAUGGUGACACGAUCAAGGUUUACAUCUCAUGUAACAUGUUUAGUAGGUUUAGGCUUGCAAUUAAACUCACCUCCAUGUCAAUAAAUUAAUUUCCAGAGUUUAACUGGGCACACAACGAGUGUAGAGUCAGUGAGGUUCGGACAAGAUGAAGAACUGGUGGUUGCUGGCUCUCUCUCAGGUGCUCUCAAAGUGUGGGAUCUGGAACAGGCUAAAAGUGAGUAUGGAAUUCUCAGUGUAUUUAAAUUAAAUUAAACAUUUAAUACAUCCCUUGGGUGCUGGGUGGCCGAGUGGUCUAGACUGAGUCAAUCUCAAGUUCGUGGUCUGGAGUUCAAUCCCCACCAAAGCCCCUCUAAGAGAAGGAAACUCUAAAUUCAAAACCUGUAGAUGGAGUCCCGUAGGCGGAAUAACAUCGGCACAAUGAAACAUUCCGACAACUCCUGCGAUGCCACUUUUGCAAAGAUGUAUCAACAUGAUACCCCCUUGGGUUAUUCAGCGGCGUGGAGAGAGGCCAUUUGCUGUGUGUGAACCAGCUUAUAAUUCUAAAAAGAAUAAUCCCAGGAUUUCAUCACGGAUGCCAGCAAUACAUCACUGUUCAAUGAAGAAUAUAUUUAUAAAAAAUAAACCCCGUUAAAAGUUACUCUUUUAUUUUUCUGAGUAAAACACUAAGAAGUUUUCUUUUCACAGUUUUGCGAACACUGACAGGUCACCAGUCGGGUAUCAAAUCUUUAGAUUUUCAUCCUUACGGCAAUUAUGUGGCAUCUGGCUCUAUGGAUUGUAAUGUUAAGGUAAGCACAUUAUUCAGCUUGUAUAAAGUGUACUAUGAGACCAAAAAAACCUAAUUAUAGAAUUACAUAGCAUUAAUAAUAGGAGAUCUGUCGCUAUGAGAGUUUGAUUUUAACAUGAUUUAUAUCUCGAAGGAAAUACUGAGUCUUGAGUUGCAUUAAUUACAAGCUGUCUGUUCUCUGUCACAACAUUUUCUCUGGUUCCUGCCCUUCCUAUCUUACUGAACUUCUUAUUGUCUAUUUACCCCUUCGAAAGCUUCAUUCCUCCGCAGACGCACUUAUUCUUUCUGUUCCCAGAACACUCACUAAAACAUAUGGUGAACAAUCUUUCUCUUUCUGUGCCCCAAAACAAUGGAAUUCUUUCCCAUUACACAUCAGCAAUAUAAUGACCAUCUCAGCCUUCAAAACUGCCAUCAAGAUCCAUCUCUUCAAACUGUACUAGUACUAUACCGACUCAUUCUCACCCACGAUUCUGCUGGUUGCUGUCCAUGGCUAGACCAGGGUAGAUAGCACUUGGGUGGGUGAGGUCAACCUUUUUACCAAUUGUUGUUAAAAUGGAUACGUUUCUGUAAAUGCGCUAUAUAAAACCAGCUAAUAAUAAUAAUAAUAAUAUCAGUUAGCAAAUCCAUUGCACCAAAUAGCUUAUUCUAUUGGGCUUCUCCUUGCAUGCUAUUUGAGUGUCUGCCACCCUAACACAUGAAACUAAAAACUCCAUGAGACUUUAGCCCAUCCAUGAGACCUUAACCCGUCCACAUCUAGUUGGCUAUAUAUAUAGUCUACACUAUUUUAUUUUACCGUGUUUGCCCCAAUGACAUGUAUGUCAAAGGUGACACAAAUAAAUUUCAGUAGACAUCCCACUGGUGGUUUACUAUAGAAAGACAGAGGCUACAUUUUUAUUGGUUUUUCUGUUAGACCUUUCCUGAGAUGUAAAUUGGGUACAUAAAAUGAUUAUUUUUAAUGCAGUUAGAGGUAAACAAAAUAAUAAGCUUGUUAUGGCAUUUCAUAAUUUUUCAGAAUUAUCAUUUAAUGUUAUCUAAAUAUAUUAUUGUGAUCAUAUAAUUUUUUUAUUCUAGUUAUGGGAUGUACGAAGAAAGGGCUGUAUUUAUACUUACAAGGUAAGUAAAUAGAUGCUUACGUAAAGUGAAUGAUGUUUACAUCAAGUGAAUAGGUGCUUACACUUAAAUGGAUAUAAAUGCAAUUGAUGUCUAUUUCUGAGAUGACACUAUUCGUCUUACAUGGUAUUUCAAUAAAUUAAUCUGCAUUUUUAAAAUUUCCCCCAGAGUCAUACAAACUGUGUUAACUGUCUCAGGUUUACACCAGACGGUCAGUGGAUUGCAUCAGCCAGUGAGGACAACACAAUUAAGGUGAAUUUUAACACAGAUGGUCCAAUCAUUAAAAUAAAUCAUUGUUGCAUUUCAGUUCUGGCAAACAUUGUCCAAGCAGAAGUACAAAGCAUAGAAACAUAGGUGUCCUUCAUUGAUAGUAAACCAUUUUCUUUCUCAUUUUCGUGAUUAGUUUUUCUUGCUUCCUCCAGAUUUGGGAUCUGACAGCCGGUAAACUUCUCACAGAAUUGAAACUUCACAGAGGCCCUGUCAAUGUUGUAGAAUUCCAUCCGUCUGAUCUCUUGUUGGCGUCUGGAAGUAGUGACAAGUAAGUUGCUCAUGUUCUCUGUAUUGUUGUCAUAAGAGUUGCAUCUAAAAAAUGUAGAUACAUAGAUGUAAAAAAUAUUUCAAAUGAGCCUUUACUUAAGCAGAUGAGAAGUGAGAGGGUGAUGGUCAAGCCAUUGAUAAGAAACUCCAAUACAGAAAUAGGUAACAUUACAGAAAAAUAACCAAGAGAUGAAAGAGAAAAUACACAAGUUAGAUUUUUAUGCCAAAGCUCAUUAAGAUAAAAAAUACGAUUCCUACUAAUGUGUAUAUGGAUUUUAAAAAUCAAAAGGAAACAAACUCAUAACUUAAAUUGAAAUAGCAAAGAAUAUCCCCAACACAUUAUCUCUAGGAGGCAUGAUUUUUGGGUUUGACAAAAUAAAAACAAGAGUGGGGUGUGUCCAGACACACUUUUAAGACUUAUUUAGCAGUUGAUGAGAAAGUGUUUAAAAAAAAAAAAGGUUAAGUUCAACAUUUCGUCACAAUUUAGAAAAGCAUUUUUAGAGCAAAGCAACAAAAGCUUUAAUAAAUUUUAAAAAAAUGCAGUGAAAAGUUUAAAAAAAACCUCAUAACUUAAAAAAGGGAAUGAUGUUAGGAAGAGGUUAAUUAUAGUUUAUGGAUAGUUAGUUAGUAAUCAUCUGACAUUUGUUUAGACUAAAGACUUGCUUGUUAUCCUUCUAGUGUAAUUUAAUCAAAGAAAUUUGAGGCUGGUCAUUGGUAUAGUGAAAGUUUCUCUAUUAUUUUAGUCAAGUGUCUUUCCAAAAUAUCAUUUUGUUUUACAGGACUGUCAAAUUUUGGGACUUGGAAACAUUCCAGUGUAUCAGCAGUUCUGAUUUAGAUAAACACCCCAUCAGGUAAUCUUAGUGCUAACUGUGUGGUGUGUGUGGGAGAAAAAAGGGGGGGGUGUGGCUGUGUGGCUGUGUGUGGGGGGGGGGAGGGGGAGGGGAGAAAUUACCUUCAUUUUUAAUGUUGUAUAAACUAUAAAUUUGACAUUUAAAAUGUAAAUUGAGUUUCUGUAAAGAACAGUUUAUUUUUCUGUGCUAAAAGGGGGGGGUGUGGCUGUGUGGCUGUGUGUGGGGGGGGGAGGGGGAGGGGAGAAAUUACCUUCAUUUUUAAUGUUGUAUAAACUAUAAAUUUGACAUUUAAAAUGUAAAUUGAGUUUCUGUAAAGAACAGUUUAUUUUUCUGUGCUAAAUUUUAUGUUACGAGCAUUAGAAAUAAAACAGAACUCUAGCAAACACAAUGGUAGUACUUGCUAUAUUAUAAAACAAAAAUGACUUUGGAACGUGUUAGAACUAGCUGAAUUAUAAGACAAAAAUGACUUUUGGCCUGGUCGACGACUCUAGUUGUUACUCUUUGCUGGUCGACCACUCUAGUUGUUACUCUUUGAUGCUCAUAUUUUUGUUCUCUGGUUUCCCAGGAGUAUAACCUUCCACCCUGAAGGGACGUGCCUGUACAGUGCCUGUGGGGACAGUCUAAAAGUUUAUGGUUGGGAACCAUUUGUGUGCUAUGAUGUUGUUCCCAUAGCAUGGUCUGAAGUUGGUGAUAUGGCCAUUGCAAAUUCACAGUUGGUGGGUACAUGCAUUCUUUGACACAGUUGGUGGAUACAUGCAUUCUUUGACACAGUUGGUGGGUACAUGCAUUCUUUGACACAGUUGGUGGGUACAUGCAUUCUUUGACACAGUUGGUGGGUACAUGCAUUCUUUGACACAGUUGGUGGGUACAUGCAUUCUUUGACACAGUUUGUGGGUACAUGCAUUCUUUGACACAGUUGGUGGAUACAUGCAUUCUUUUAACAUUUUCCACACAGUUGAACAGCUUCUGAUUUACUUUUUUUUGUAUUGAUUCUAAGUAAUCAACAAGUCAACUUUUAGACAGAAGUAUUUUGGCUCAAGACAGAGGGUAUUGCUAACUACGCAGCCCUCCAGCAUUCUGCAGUCGCUAUCUUGUUUUUGCUCUGAUUAAAAAAUGUAAAUACUUAUAUUUUGGGAUAGGACAAAUUCAGCUGCCCCUUGAGCUUAUCAAAGUUCAGACCUGUAGCAAUAGAGAAAAGCAUAAUAAGAAGCUUUUUGAAUGUGUUUAAAGAAACUAAAUUAUAUAAAGAUAUUGUUCAUUUGAAGUUGAUAGAUUGGGUAGAUUAAAGGAGAUAAUUCAGUCAUAAGACAAGAACUGUUUGAAAGAGCAUUGUCGUAUGCCUCUGUGUGAUAACUUGGAACAUAAAGAAAUAAGUUAGCACAGGGUCACCCACUUCACUGGCCUACCAAACCUGCUUUAAAGCUCUCUCUGCAUGAGUCAAUCCAGUUAUGAAAGUCUGCCAUAGCUGGCCCUUUACUUGUUCACCAGAUGAUAAGUUAUGGGGGCUGUCUUACGGCCAGAUGAUAAGUUAUGGGGGCUGUCUCCCGGCCAGAUGAUAAUUUAUGGGGGCUUUCUUCCGGCCAGAUGAUAAGUUAUGGGGACUGUCUCCCGGCCAGAUAAGUUAUGGGGGCUGUCUCCCGGCCAGAUGCCCCAAAGUAUUUUUCCAGGCUGGGGUUAUUAUUAUCAACCUGAUGGAGAGUAGUUAGUACUAUUUGUGUCAGAAUAUUAACAUCUCAAUUUGACUAUUCAACAGAUAACUGCUUCGUACUCCAAGACCAAUGUCUCAACAUUUGUUGUAGAUUUAAAUGUAAGAGUUCACUUUUUUAAAUAUAUUCUUUGUGUCAUAACUUCAGAACCAUUACACUUUACCCCAGCAGACAAUAAGAUUUCAAUUAUCCUGAUCUAGUGGUCAUUUGGGCAUGUAGAUGUCAAAUAAAGACAACAUUUUGUGAAUAAUCUUAAAGGGGUUCUCAAAACCAACUUAGCUUACAAUUGCAGUGUUUUCACUCCUUGUAACUAUUUCUUUCUGGAACGGCACCCAGUUAUGCCCAGUUUUGGUUUUCUCCAAUAACAGUUUAAGCAAUAGUUAUAAAACUCUAGUCCCCUAAGACAGUUUAAGCAAUAGUCUUAGGGGACUAGAGUUAAAGCUUUCUUAAAGCUGGUUACCAUUGCAUCUGAUCAUUUUAACAAUCCUACAGAAAGUUGCUCCGACAGGGGUUGUUAGCAGAUCUGAUGACACUAAAGCACCAAACAGAAUGACAAGGUAAGGCUUUUAUCAACAUCAAGUCAAUUCUACCUGGGGAUGUACAAUUCAAAUUUACCUUAUAGGCAGCUAUUCUUAGGGGGAACAAAACAACUCAUGAAAUGGCUAACCUAAAUAACUUCAGCGUGUUGUUCAAGUCGAUAUAAAUGUAGGUAUUAAAGGGGUCAUUUAGAAAGCAGGCCCGGUUCACCUUAUGAUUUUGGCGUAUGGUGUAUGAAUUUGAGAUGCUUUUUAUGUCUGUAAGCUGAGAGCUUUCAUAACUAUGAUUUUAUCAUUUAAAAAAACAACUUUUUUCGGUUGUAAGUUUGACCUCCUUUCUGUAUCUGGUGGUCAAUGGAUCGAGAAAUGCGAUUGGUUGUGGACCAUCCAUAAUGUACGCACUGAGGGUGGAGAUGGGGUGGGUGGUGUUGACUAAGGAGUGUAUGGAUGUACAUGGGAGUUGGUUAGGGAUAGUUGUCUAAAGGCUAUCAAAUAAGACAGCCCUUUUUGUAAUGAUGGUUAUGAUGGGCAUAUUGUUGCUUUGUGUUUUCACAAUGAACUCGCUACAGACGGCAAACAGUAAUAUUUAGAGUAGUCACCCUACUGACAAAUUUAGUCAACAUUAACGUUUGUUUCCUUCCGUUCUGUAUGCCUUAAGUUUGUGACCUAAUUAUUUUGUUCUGAUGCUCAACUGUGAUAGCAAAAAUGGAGAAAACUACGGAUUUUUCAUUUUUAUUUAUGUAUUUUCAACUGCUCCACACAGCAGGGUUAGAUUUUACAAAUAAGAUAUUGUAAGUGGAAUUUUGAAAUCUAUUUCUAGAAGUCACAAGGGAGCUGUAAAAUUUUGAUUUUUCAACUGGUUCAAGUUCUCCUUUUCUCUUCACCCAAUACAGCUUGCUCUGGUUAUUAUGACUAUAAUAUGUAAACAGAAAAUAAAAUCAGGCUCCUAGUCUUAAUCGGGACCCACCACAUUAAAUACCAUGGCCCGCAAGGUGUAUCACCAAUCAACUUAUUUCUUCAUUCAAUUAAUGAUUAUUUUCACAUUUGAAGUAUAUAUAAAUUAUUUUUAGUGACAGUAUGUGUUAUUUCAGUGUACUUGCCACUUUUUGAGACUUAUUUAAAAAUAAAAAUUGAUUGAAAAAAUUAAUCUCAAAUUUAAAUAAAAAUUAUAAAACAGCAAGUACUAUAAUAUAAAUAAAGACGGCUGGGUAGAGGGAAGCUUACUUGACACAAGCCUUACCACUAAGAAUGAUGUGUAGAAUGUUGCCAAACUAUAUUCAGGUAUAUGCAACAAUGAAUGACUGGAUUUUGAAUUUAUACACAAAUAAUAAUACUACUCCCACGCCACUUUUCCUCUGGUGACUUCUAUCUAAGCAUUCGUUUUUGCAAAAGUCUGUUUAGUCAAACUCUAAGCAUCUGCUCCCUCGUACAUCCCUUUCGUAGUCAUUUUAUGCCUUCUUUUUCACGUAAACCUUUUAAACCUAUCAGAUAAACCACUGCUAUAAAUUUUUCAGCUCGAGCGGAAGAAGAAGCUUCAUAACAGACAGACCACCCACUUCUUCUUCACGAGAGGCAAAGUAAGCAAUCUGUUUCAUAUUAGCUGUCUGGGAGACCACAUGGGUUGUCAACUCUCAUUGAAUGUGAUUUUUUUCAUAGGAGCAAAAUAAUAGUUAUAACGUCUUGAUGGCAUAUUUUAUCUAUCAAAAUAUAUAAGAAUAUAAAAUGAAGGCUUUAGCAUCAUCUUAACUAUUUUUAACUGCCCCCUCCAUCAUGUUACAUUACAAGAUAAUGAAUAGUAUUGUACAUUGAAGUGGAUUGUAGCAUAUUGCUGUGUACUGUUUCUUGACCUCCAUCAUACCUCAGCUUUACCAGCAUUCCAAAACUUUCCAGUGAACCAAAACGUUCAGACACACCUCCGGACCCAAAGGGACCAGACAAAAGUGACAACACGGAGGAGGACAGCAUGACAUCACAAGCCGAUAUACAGAACCAAGAUGACUAUCGGAGGAUAUUUAAGGAAAACUCUAAAAAUCGUGAGUGGCAUCUGCAGUUCUGUGUGUUUAGGUUACUAAUUUUUCCAUAUCAUCCCCAGUAAAAAAAAAUUGAGCACAUUUUUUGGUUUUGACAUUUAACUUUCCUAAUUACUGUUCCCUGUUGUUAUCCCCCCCCCCCCCCCCCCCCCCCGCUCUUGUAGAUGACAGGUAACUAGGCUUUCUCUGUACUGAAAUUUGUUCAUCUCAUUGCACUUACAACUUAUGCAGGAAAUUAUAAUGAAAUAAAUUAGUCUUAUGUUAGCCCUUCCUUGUUUGCUCUUUGUUCAUUGGAGGAAUUUUUUGAACUGUCUACCAGAGUUAUGCAAGUCAGUUGAUGGAUUUGACCUUUUCUUGUGCAUUUUUAUAAACUUUACUUUUAAUCUACGUCCGCCUCGUGGGGGUGAGAAUAUAUUAAUUUAUGUCACCAUGACUUGGGAUAAUCACAUUGAAAAUGUUAAGUAUGCCAGAGAUAGUAAGCUGUGAUGAAAGAGAUGGUAAGCUGUCAUAAAAGAUAUAGUAAGCUGUGAUGAAAGAGAUGGUAAGCUGUCAUAAAAGAUAUAGUAAGCUGUGAUGAAAGAGAUGAUAAUCUGUCAUAAAAGAUAUAGUAAGCUGUGAUGAAAGAGAUGAUAAUCUGUCAUAAAAGAUAUAGUAAGCUGUGAUGAAAGAGAUGGUAAUCUGUCAUAAAAGAUAUAGUAAGCUGUGAUGAAAGAGAUGGUAAUCUGUCAUAAAAGAUAUAGUAAGCUGUGAUGAAAGAGAUGGUAAUCUGUCAUAAAAGAUAUAGUAAGCUGUGAUGAAAGAGAUGGUAAUCUGUCAUAAAAGAUAUAGUAAGCUGUGAUGAAAGAGAUGGUAAUCUGUCAUAAAAGAUAUAGUAAGCUGUGAUGAAAGAGAUGGUAAUCUGUCAUAAAAGAUAUAGUAAGCUGUGAUGAAAGAGAUGGUAAUCUGUCAUAAAAGAUAUAGUAAGCUGUGAUGAAAGAGAUGGUAAUCUGUCAUAAAAGAUAUAGUAAGCUGUGAUGAAAGAGAUGGUAAUCUGUCAUAAAAGAUAUAGUAAGCUGUGAUGAAAGAGAUGGUAAUCUGUCAUAAAAGAUAUAGUAAGCUGUGAUGAAAGAGAUGGUAAUCUGUCAUAAAAGAUAUAGUAAGCUGUGAUGAAAGAGAUGGUAAUCUGUCAUAAAAGAUAUAGUAAGCUGUGAUGAAAGAGAUGGUAAUCUGUCAUAAAAGAUAUAGUAAGCUGUGAUGAAAGAGAUGGUAAUCUGUCAUAAAAGAUAUAGUAAGCUGUGAUGAAAGAGAUGGUAAUCUGUCAUAAAAGAUAUAGUAAGCUGUGAUGAAAGAGAUGGUAAUCUGUCAUAAAAGAUAUAGUAAGCUGUGAUGAAAGAGAUGGUAAUCUGUCAUAAAAGAUAUAGUAAGCUGUGAUGAAAGAGAUGGUAAUCUGUCAUAAAAGAUAUAGUAAGCUGUGAUGAAAGAGAUGGUAAUCUGUCAUAAAAGAUAUAGUAAGCUGUGAUGAAAGAGAUGGUAAUCUGUCAUAAAAGAUAUAGUAAGCUGUGAUGAAAGAGAUGGUAAUCUGUCAUAAAAGAUAUAGUAAGCUGUGAUGAAAGAGAUGGUAAUCUGUCAUAAAAGAUAUAGUAAGCUGUGAUGAAAGAGAUGGUAAUCUGUCAUAAAAGAUAUAGUAAGCUGUGAUGAAAGAGAUGGUAAUCUGUCAUAAAAGAUAUAGUAAGCUGUGAUAAAAAAGGUAGAUUUUAUGGAACUUAAUUUCAUAUAUUAAUUUAAACUCAAGCUCUUGAAAAAGAUAUUUUUAAGCUGUCUUUCAACUUGAAUGUAUUUCAUUAUCACAGCUUCUUUGAAAAUUGUAUGUCAUCAACAAUAGGGCAUAUUAAGACAUUAUCCCAGGUGCAGCUUUAGUUUUGAAAACUUUUUUCUGCUCUUGUUUUACUUUGCUUACUUACAUUUACUGCACGAACUUAACUAAAAGAUGGAACUUACCUAUGGUCUCCCCUACAUAUAAUCUUGUUUCACUUUGAUGUGCCUGGACAUUGACUCACUGUGUUUAGUCUGGAAAAUUUUAAUUUUUUGGUUGGUCAGAGAACAGAUUGUUGGCGUUUGUACAUGUGUGGUCCAAUCUCUAAGUAUAUGUGGCUAUUGUGGUCCAAUCUCUAAGUAUAUGUGAUCAUUGGGGUCCAUUCUCUAAAUAUAUGUGGUUAUUGUGGUCCAAUCUCUAAGUAAUAUGUGAUCAUUGGGGUCCAGUCUCUAAGUAUAUGUGGUAAUUGUGGGCCAGUCUCUAAGUUUAUGUGAUCAUUGGGGUCCAAUCUCUAAUAUGUGAUCAUUGUGGGCCAAUCUAUCAUCUGCUAUCAUUGUGGUACAAUCUCUAAUCCCCUGUGAUCAUUGCGAUCCAAUCUCUAUUACUCUAAUUAUCCGUGAUCAUUAUUUCAUUUGAAUGUUUGAAUGACAUGAAUUACUAGCUACUAAGAUUUUAAACCCAGCCUCUAAAAUUGUCACUUGGCCCCUAAAUCUUGUGUUUAAAGUUACCAGCAUUGCAUUUUUUUUCCAAAUGUUAAGUUCAUGCUGAGAAUCUCUUAUUAGCCUACUGUUUACUUUGGUUGACUAUUGGCACUGUAGUUUUUUAAACAAUAUCAUUUUGUGUGUCAACUAUUGAGUGUUUUUGUUGGCUUUGUGUUUGAUAAAGGCAUGUAUUACUGUAGCGUUGCAUGUUUCAGCCAAUGGAAGAGCUAGAGUGGAGCCAUUCCAGCCCCCCCUGGAAGAUGACAGUGAGUAUACAAACUUAGCUAGGGAUUGUAGUUAACAUUAUUUGGGGAGAGAACCAUUACAGUGGACACAAUUCUUCUCAAUCAAGGAUUUCAUAUGUUAUGAAUCCAGGGGCACAUAAUUUCUAGUUAGAGAUAAUCGUAAUUGCAGUCAGUUGUAAUUCAAGUAAUACUUGUUUUGUUUUAUGUUAUAAGUAACCUAUACAGUGUUAUAUAAAGUGGUGCAGGUCCAGUUAAAUGAUCCCUAUAGUAUUCUCUGACAGAGUGGUACCUCUCCAGGGAGCCUCUAGCAGACCUGUUUACUCUUACGAUUUUGGCGUACAAUGUACAAUUUUGAGGUGUAUACAUUAUAUAUGCUGUAUGUUUAUUUUAACUAUAAAUAUAACGUAUGUAACGAUUUUGUGAUGAUAUUGUACGAUUUUAAGAGUUUGAGGGUAAACAGGUCUGCUCUAAACAGGUCUGCUCUAAACAGGUCUGCUCUAAACAGGUCUGCUCUAAACAGGUCUGCUCUAAACAGGUCUGCUCUAAACAGGUCUGCUCUAAACAGGUCUGCUCUAAACAGGUCUGCUCUAAACAGGUCUGCUCUAGGGCCUCAGCUAAUGAGGGAGCCAUUUCAGAAUGACUAACCCAUUUCUGUAGAUUGAAUAGAAGUCUUCCUCAUGUCCACACACAAUCCCUAAGAAGGUCACCGACGAAGGGGCAUUUGUUAGAUAUGGUCGGGUUUUAGUGUCAGAAUCUUUGAGUGAUUAGUGGCUGAUGUACCAAGUGUUUGCAUGCGUUCAAUGUAGGCAACUGAUAUUUGUUACUGCUUAGUGGUCAAUCCCUUUGUGCUUUUGAUUUAACCAUGUCCACACUAUUCAUCUGGACUUGUCACCCUUAACUCUACUAAACAAAUCAUUGACAUUGAUUGAAUAAAUGCACUGUUUAUGUCACUUAGACUUAGACAGUCAGUGACAUCUUCUUACCCACCUAGUCAAUUAGUGAAAUCCUCUAAAUAACUUAGUAAAUGCUACUGUCAUUGUCAGUUGGUCAGUAAACACUACUGUCAGUUAGUUAGUAAACACUUCUGUCACUGUCAGUAAACACUACUGUAACUGUCGGUAAACACUACUGUCACUGUCAGUAAACACUACUGUAACUGUCGGUAAACACUACUGUCACUGUCAGUAAACACUACUGUCAUUGUCAGUAAACACUACUGUCAUUGUCAGUAAACACUACCUUCAAUGUCAGUUGGUCAGUAAACACUGCUGUCAUUGUCAGUUGAUCAGUAAACACUACUGUCACUGUCAGUUGGUCAGUAAACACUACCGUCACUGUCAGUUAGUCAGUAAACACUACUGUCAUUGUCAGUUGGUCAGUAAACACUACUUUCACUGUCAGUUGGUCAGUAAGACUACUGUCAUUGUCAGUUGGUCAGUAAGCACUACCUUCACUGUCAGUUAGUCAGUAAACACUACUGUCAUUGUCAGUUGGUCAGUAAACACUACUGUAACUGUCAUUAAACACUACUGUCAUUGUCACUUACUAAACACUACUGUCAGUCAGUAAACACUACUGUCAUUGUCAGUUAGUAAACACUACUGUCAUUGUCAGUUGGUCAGUAAACACUACCUUCACUGUCAGUUAGUCAGUAAACACUACUGUCAUUGUCAGUUAGUCAGUAAUCACUACUGUCAGUUAGUCAGUAAUCAUUACUGUCACUGUCAGUUAGUCAGUAAACACUACGGUCACUGUCAGUUAGUCAGUAAACACUAUGGUCACUGUCAGUUGGUCAGUAAACACUGCUUUCCUUGGUCAAAACUUGUUCAGUUUCUUUCACACACUAUUCCCUGCCAUUUUAUGUGAUAAACUUGCCAGUAUUUACCCAGAUCUCCCAUUGUAUUCCCCAGGUCCAGAACCAGUGAAAGUUGUGCCUGGUCCUGCAGUGAAGAAAGAAAUUUCCCCCAGGAUUAAACCAGUGCCACAGAAAGUGCCUGUGAAAGAAUCUGUCUCAAGUUCUGUCCAAGCUUCUGAUUUCCUACCAGUGAGUAUGACCACGGAAUUUAGAGAGAGUUCUCCAGGUUGAACUACUUAUUCAACACUUUCAAGAGGCUCUUAACAUUUAUAAUAUAACCCCAAAACAAAUUCAAUAAAUAGCUCUUAUAUCCACAAAACAAAUCCAGUAAAUAAAUCUAAUAUCCACAAAACAAAUGCAGUCACUAACUCUUGUAUCCAUAAAACAAAUCCAGUAAAUAACCUUUAUAUCCACAAAACAAAUCCAGUAAAUAACACUUAUAUCCACAAAACACAUCCAGUAAAUACGUAUAUCCACAAUCAGAUCCAGUAAUUAAUACUUAUAUUCACAAAACACUUAUAUUACGUCCUAUGUCCACCCACCCAAUUAUCCCAUCAUAGAGUAAAACAGUUUAUUACACAAUGUGCAAAAUGUGGUAGCAGAAGAAAUAAUUGUCUCAUAAGACAAAAAAAAGGCAAAUAAUUUGUAUUUAAUAAUAUUUUAUGCACCUAUGAUGCAUAUUUUAUUUUAUAUACUUAUGGUGCAUAUUUUAUAACAGUGAGCUACAAAAGUAGACUGUCAAUGAAAAUUUCUGAGGUGUACAAAAAGCUUUUAGAUUGUGUCUCAUUGAAUCGUUAUUUCACCGCCAGUUCACCGUCAGUUCAUCGUCACAAAUGGCAUAAGCAAAGAGAUUGAAUCUGUUAUUGAAUCUCAGUUAUUUGCAAUUCAUUGUUUUUAAAAUUUGAAUGUUGUCGCAAUACACAUGUCAUGGCAGUACACAAGUUGUGGCAAUACACACAUUGUGGCAAUGCACACGUUGUGGAAAUACACAUGUGGCAAUACACACGUUGUGGCAAUACACAAGUUGUGGCAAUACACACAUUGUGGCAAUACACACGUUGUGGCAAUACACACGUUGUGGCAAUACAAAUGUUGUGGCAAUACAUAUGUUGUGGCAAUACACAUGUUGUGGCAAUACAUAUAUUGUGGCAAUACACACGUUGUGGCAAUACACAUGUUGUGGCAAUACAUAUGUUGUGGCAAUACACAUGUUGUGGCAAUACACACGCAAGAAGGAAACUCUAAGGCAGGCCUGCACAACUCAAAAUGUAAGACAGGCCGUAAUACCAUAUGAAAAACUUGUGCGGGCCGAAAGAAAAUUGGACGGGUGAAAGUUAUUAAGAAAAUAAUAAAGAACAUUUCAUUACUUUGCGGGCAGCCAAGUGAGCGCUGGCAUGGCCCCGGGGCUGAAUGUUGUGCAGGCCUGCUCUAUGGAGAUGUGUGAUCAAACAGUACAAAAUUGGGAAAAAAUCCGAAAAUGAAAAACUACUCUUGUUAAUUUAUGAGCAUACGAACCAUUUGAGAAGCCAUUUUAGAUCUAUGAAUUAUAGUAUUAUAGUGGGUAUCAAAAUGGAGAAUAUUUAGAAUGUUUUUAUUGUUGCAAUGUUGACUCCAAAUCAAUAUUAAGUGUUAAAAUGGAAGUGCAUUGUUCAUUUCUUUGGAAGUGCAUUGUUCAUUUCUUUGGAAGUGCAUUGUUCAUUUCUUUGGAAGUGCAUUGUUCAUUUCUUUGGAAGUGCAUUGUUCAUUUCUUUGGAAGUGCAUUGUUCAUUUCUUUGGAAGUGCAUCGUUCAUUUCUUUGGAAGUGCAUCGUUCAUUUCUUUGGAAGUGCAUCGUUCAUUUCUUUGGAAGUGCAUCGUUCAUUUCUUUGGAAGUGCAUCGUUCAUUUCUUUGGAAGUGCAUUGUUCAUUUCUUUGGAAGUGCAUUGUUCAUUUCUUUGGAAGUGCAUUGUUCAUUUCUUUGGAAGUGCAUUGUUCAUUUCUUUGGAAGUGCAUUGUUCAUUUCUUUGGAAGUGCAUUGUUCAUUUCUUUGGAAGUGCAUUGUUCAUUUCUUUGGAAGUGCAUUGUUCAUUUCUUUGGAAGUGCAUUGUUCAUUUCUUUGGAAGUGCAUCGUUCAUUUCUUUGGAAGUGCAUCGUUCAUUUCUUUUAGCGCUUGAUUUUCAUUGGAUUUUCCCAGAAACAAAAAGCACCAAGUGAUUUAAGUGAGCCUGACGUUAUGGACAUGUUGACCAAAGGUCACAAUACGAUGAUCAUGGUUUUACAACAGAGAAGUCGCAACCUGCAGGUGGUCAGAGCCAUGUGGACAUCAGGGAACACCAAGGUAACUUUAUCCAAUAUGUCAAUGUUCAAUUUGGAGGCUGUCUGUGGCCAGAUAUGGCAAAAGUGUUUAGAUGAAAAACUGUUAGAUAAGUUUUGUACUUUAAUUAAAUUUUUUAAAACAAUAUUUAAUUUAACAAACAUUGUUCAUAAUUUGAAAUGGUAAUUGUAUUGAAUGAUGACUUGAUAGAGCUUAUUCCAAUGAGUGUAAAUCUCAUGUUGUGUUGACCCCUUCAGUUUCUAUUAGAAGGACUGUGCAUGCACAUCAUUUAUAUUUAACAAGAAGUGGCUGGUAUAGGCCAUGUGCUACGGCAUUACUAGUCAUGCUUAUACACUGAUGAGACAUGUGGCGGUAGUUCACAUGGUUAUUCUUAUACACUUGUCAGACAUUUGUUUAUGGGAAUGAACAAAGUUAAAUGGGUUUUAAAUAUAACUUUUGGGAAAUAAAAAAAUGUUUAAGAAUAAUAAUAAAAUGUCCAGCUUGUAUGCAUGCUGUUGUUUAUUCCAGACUGCUAUAGAUUCUGCUAUCUCAAUGAAGGACAUGGCUGUUAUGGUGGAUCUUCUGAACAUCAUCAACUCCAGGGCGUAAGUUGGUCAACAUUUGCCGUGUUAUUUGAAUUUUUUUCUUACUGUGUCCUUUUUUGGAAAGCAAAUGAAUGUUGGAAUGGGGCGACAGAUUAUUGUGUCAUUCUGUAGUUUUUAAAUCUGAAAACUAAAUCAGAAUUUGACCUGAUUAAGAAUGAGUUGCAUUGUUAUUUAAUUCACUGAAGUCAAUUUCAAAAAUAGGAAAUUACACUCAACUGUUUGAAACUUUGAAAUAAAAAUAGUAAAACUAAUUUAAAAAAAAAAAAUCAAAUAAACCUGUCGUCAGCGUAAACAAACAAAAAAAUUUGUAAAAUUUGGUCCGGCACCGUGAAAGGGCUAAAUGUAUAUGAUAUUUUUUGUUUAUAUAAUCGCAUGACCGGACGGACACAUAUGAGUUGUUAUAAUACAGACCGAACCAAAGCUUCACAUCUGUAUACUUUCUUGUCUGCACACAGAUCUCUGUGGAAUCUGGACCUGUGCUGUUUACUACUUCCACAACUCAAGGAAAUCAUGAAUAGCAAAUAUGAAAGGUAAACAAUCUUCAUUUAUUUUGGUGUUAUUUUUCUUAUUGUGGUUACCCAAGGUCACCUAGCUAACAUGGACAUGAAGAUAUAUACAAACACACUUAUAAUCUAUCCUCAUCUGCAAUGUACAAUUGUUCAUUUCAAUAACUUGUACUUUAAGGGGUGAGCUGCCGGUCAGCAAUGACUGCUUUAUAAUUUUAACCCUUUCCCCCUUGGAGUCGCCGAUCGUCGGUUGGGCCUACCAAUAGACACUUAAAGUUGCUGAGCGUCGCUGAUUUUCUGUUGUUUCGCUGCAGAGCCAAUCCAACUUUUUCAGUAGUUAUUUUAUGCUUUCCUAAACCAUCAAAUAAAAGAGCUAUAAAUAUGCUUCCUUUUUGUCUUUCUUUGAUUAUUUUUGGGCGAGUCUUGUGUUUUUUGAUAAUUUUUUUUAAAUUUAGUGUUUUUGUGGAUUUCUUUUUCAAAAUGGAUGAUGUUCUAAGGAUGUUUAGGGAUGCUACAGGGUACAAUUAUGAUGGGAAUACAUUAGAUUUAGGGGAUAAUAAUGAAAUUGAUAAAGGUGAAAGUGAUGUUAAUGUUCCAAUUGAACAGUUUGACCUUAGUGACACGGAUAAUGAUACUGAUAAUGAGUCCGAUGCUGCUGUAGACCCAGACAACAUAGACCCAAUAGGUCCAAACAUCGUAGGCCAGUGGGAUAACAUUACAGAUGUUGUGGUCAGGGAAUUUAUUGCAGAUAGUGGCCCUAAACAUGAAUUAGAGUCAGAUGCCGAGCCAUUUGACUUAAGUCUGUUACUACAGGAAGACUUUUAUAUAACAGUAGUAAACCGAACAAAUCUGUAUGCUGAACAAUGUCAACAAAGGGCUGCUAAAGUGGACAAAUAUUGGAAGCCAGCAACAGUUGUUGAAAUAAAACUGUUGUUUCACAUUUAUAUAAUUAUGGGUAUACAUGUUCUAUCAGAAUACUCUGACUACUGGUCAACAGAUGAUGGCCUCCAUGUCCAAGGGGUGGCUUCAUGUAUGAGUAAAUCACGCUACGAGAAGCUGUCACAAUACUUACAUCUAAGCGACUCAUCUCUAAAUCCUCCCAGAGGCCAAGAAGGCCAUGACCCCCCUUCAUAAAGUUAGACCACUUGUAGAACUCAUAAAAGCAAAUUCAGCCUCCUGUUUUACCGCAGGCGAGAACAUAAGUUUCGAUGAGGCAAUGAUAGGUUACAGUGGGAGGCUGGCAUUUAAACAGUAUAUCAAAGGGAAACCUAACCCCUGGCGCAUUAAGGUUUGGUGUGCUGCCGAUUCAUCUACAGGGCAACUUCUUGAUUUUAAUAUAUAUACUGGAAAGGUGAAAGAUGACAUGCCUCACGGAAAUGGACAUUAUGUUGUUUCUAAGCUGGGGGAAAGAUUUUUAUAUAAUUAUCACCACUUCUUGUUUGAUAAUUAUUUCUCAUCGAUUCAAUUAGCUCAGGAUCUGUUGGCAAAGGAUAUUUAUUGUUGCUCAACAAUAAGGCCGAAUAGAAAAGGAUGGCCAUCAGAAUUUAAAGCGUCAAAAAUAAAAAAAUUGAAAAAAGGAGACAUUCAAGUCAGGCAAAAUGGGAAUCUUGUGGCCACAGUAUGGAAGGACAAAAGAUGUGUUACGCCGCUAAGCACUAACACUGCUCCAGGGACGUCCACAGUUUCACGUCGUGCCCCAGGAGGUUGGUAUGAAGUGACUAUUCCUACUGUUGUGGAUGUUUACAAUAAAUCCAUGGGGGGUGUGGACAAAUUGGAUCAAUUGUGGUCCUACUAUCCAGUAAGAAAAAAAUCUGUAAAGUGGUGGAGAUAAAUAUUUUGAUUUCUCCUUCAGAUUGCCAUUGUCAAUAGUUGGAUCAUGUACUCCAAUUCUCACAGACCACAUCCAAAAAAAACCACUCUGUCCCAUAAGGAGUUUCGCUUAAGCCUCAGCUCAUCUUUGCUGAAAGGGAACAUCAGCCGGAAGAGAAAACCAACAAGUCAACCAGCUUCUCAAGGAGUAGGGACUGCUGAUUUGCUUGAGCACCAGCUGACAAGGAUGGUUGGGAAUAAACGUGCUUGCCACUUCUGUUCAGUUAAUAAACAGUUUGGAAAAAGAAAGAGGGCACAUGUGACUGUUUAUGGAUGUUAUUUGUGCCAAGUUAGACUUUGUAAAGGAGAAUGUUUCUCAAAAUUCCAUGCUAACUUAAUGUCAACUUCUGUCCCCAGCACUUCUAGUCAAAAUUAAACAUUUCUUUUGUUUUUUUUUUUUAGUCUUUUUUUUUUUUGUUAUAAGAAAUUUUAUGUAAUAUUGAACCUUGUCCAUAUUUCAUGUAUUUCCAAAGUUAUACUUUAAUUGCUUUAAUAGUUGUUUUUUUUUUAAUUUUUAAAAAUUGGAUUUUACAGAGUUAUGCCCCUUUUAUUUUUUUUUUUUUUUUUUUUUAGUCUUUUUUUUUUUUGUUAUAAGAAAUUUUAUGUAAUAUUGAACCUUGUCCAUAUUUCAUGUAUUUCCAAAGUUAUACUUUAAUUGCUUUAAUAGUUGUUUUUUUGUGAAUUUUUAAAAAUUGGAUGUUACAGAGUUAUGCCCCUUUUCUCCAGGAAAGCCUGUUUGUGGCUCAGCAUUGGCCCAAGGGCGAAAGGGUUAAGUAACUUGCUUUUCCAAUAAUUCUCGUCGACCCCCUCCCCCUUUUUUCCAGCCAUGUGAUUACAGCAGCCAAUUCCAUCAAGUUGGUACUGAGGAACUUUGGCGCUCUCAUUAAGGCUAAUAUGGAGGAGCCACCAUCAUCAACUGUGGAUAUCUCAAGGGAGGAAAGGUCAGAGUUUAUACUGCAGUUGUAGUCAUAAAAUUUAAUAUUCUGCUCUUACUAGUGCAUUUAUUUUAUUGGAAUAAAAUAGGUUAUGUCUCAAAGAACUCAAAGUUUGGCACGGUACUAAGUACAACAAAUGACAUUAUACAACAAAUGACAUUAUACAACAAAUGACAAACAACAAAUGACAUGAUUGGUAAUCAGUACACGUAACAUUAUUGAUACUUACUACAAGAAGUGACACAGUCUGAGUUCAGUAUAAAUCAUAAUAAAUGACAUGAUUGGUAAUUAAGUACAAAUGACAGCCUGAGUUCAGUAUGAAUAACAUGAUUAUAAUCAAAGUACAAAUGUAAUCAAAGUACAAAUGGCACAGUCUGAGUUCACUAUAAGUAACAAGAUAACUCUUAUUGUAGUCAUCAGAAUAUUUUUCAUUUCACUUUAACUUUAGUUUAUAGGCAAAAAGUUCAAAGUCUGACAAUCAGGAUGAGAAUGCCUUUGUUCUAAGAGCUGAAAUCUCUAGUCUGACCAAUAGUUUGGUUGGUUAUGUUUAGUCACCAGCAUCGUGCUAAAAACAUCGUCAUCAUUAUUGCACUACCUGGGAAAAUUGGUCAUUUCUGCCGUUACAUCGAUUGGUUUGUAGAGUUAAAAAAGAUCUGCUUGUCAUGUUAACAUUUCAUAUAAAUACUUUAAAUACCUUAUUUUUCACGGCCUUAUCUUGUUUACAGACACAAGAAAUGUCUGGCCUGCUACACCAUCCUGAGCUCCAUUAAAAGUACGAUUCAGUCAACGCACACAUCAGUCACAGCAAAACUGGCCGGAGUAUUUAGAGAAAUUAUGCUUCUUAUGGUCAGCUUAGACUGAUCAUCGAAUGAGACUAGACAAAAAUUCAAAAAUGGUGUGUGUGUCUGUGUGUUAUGGGGAGAAAUGCCUGUGUUGUGUUGUGUGAGAAUGUUAGUUUCUUUGUCCUCUAAGAUUUUGCUUGUCAUGAAUGGAGCUGAAUAAUACUUUAAAUUGUUUGGGCACAUUUAAAAAAGUCAAAAAAAAAUGUUAAUGAAAUUUUGUUUAAUGCCCAAACCAAUCUGGCAUAUUUUAAAUUUCUUGAUUUCUUUUAUCAAGUAGCUGAUAAGAGUCAAGAUUGUAUAUACAUGACUUACUUCAAAGAACAAAAUAUCAAUAGCUAAUCAAAUAUUUUUUGAUGGCAAAAUUAUAUGUUGCUUUGUCAGUGAGAAUUUUUUGAUUUGCUGAAAUUUUUCUGGUUUUAUAGUGGCACACACCCAAGGGCCGCCACUGAUUCUAUAGUGGCACACACCCAAGGGUCGCCACUGGUUCUAUAGUGGCACACACCCAAGGGUC